Messenger RNA from Stomoxys calcitrans (stable fly), 5033 nucleotides. RefSeq names its product guanine nucleotide exchange factor DBS. The coding region runs from base 339 to 4463 and encodes 1374 amino acids. Gene Ontology annotation, cellular component: cytoplasm. The transcript has 20 exons. Lineage: Eukaryota; Metazoa; Arthropoda; Insecta; Diptera; Muscidae. Gene Ontology annotation, biological process: intracellular signal transduction. The record is from RefSeq and is a predicted model, not a curated record. Gene Ontology annotation, molecular function: protein binding; guanyl-nucleotide exchange factor activity.
AUAAGUGUGCAUUUUAUUAUAUGGGCGUAUGUGUAUGAGUAAAAAUAGGAAAUAGAGGCAUAAAUCCCAAGUUCAGCCAACAAAAAAUAUAAAAAGAAAAAUUAAUGAAAAAUACGCCAUGUAAUCUCAAUAAUGAGCAAAAGAAAUAAGAAAAUCUUGAAGAAAUCAUGUGAAAAAUGCAAAAAUAAUUUGCGACAGCCCAAAACUAAAACGAUGACACUUCUCUGGCUCUUCCAAAUCAAACUUAUGCACUAAAUUAAUGAUAUAAUAAUAAAUAUAAAGAAAAGAGUAAAAAAGAAAAACAUAAAAAUAAACCACACACAUAAAUUGUUGACAUCAUGGAGAACUCCCCUCCUUCCUCGUUGGAGCGUCAAAUUGAUAGCUUCUUGGAGCACUUCAAACGUAGUGCCUCAAAAGCUAUGGAAGCCGACUGGUGCAGUAUUGGCGGUAGUGGUAGCGGCAUUGGAAAUGUUAAUGGUGCCAAUUCGGUCAACACGGCGCCAGUUACUGAAAAUGUGAUGUCACAACAAAAUUCGGGACCAUCCAAAUAUGUGCUGAUGGCCCAAGACAGCAGACAGCAAUUGUUACAAAGGACCAAGAGUCGUUCAAGUUGUUUGGAAUUGAAUAAUAUGGAUAAUGAUGGUGACUCCAUAGCGAUUGGAUCUCAGGCAACAGCAACAGCAGUUGUUAUGACAUCGACACAGCAGCAGCAACGACACUCAAAUCCCCAACUUCAGCAGAUCAUCAACCAUCAGAUGUUAGAAUCACAAUGUUCCACAACUAGUAACACCUCCAUACAGACCGUGCUCCAGCAAUCUGUCAUCCACAACAAUAACUGCAGUAAUAGUGGCCCGGCUGGAGGAGGCAGUGCAUCGGCAACCACAACUCCCAAACAUAACGGUGGCGCAGCGGUGUCUAUGCUACAGCAACAAUCCGUCAUCAGCACCAAUUCCAAUUCGUCCAUAAACUCCCAGACCAUCUCCUAUGCCGCUGAGGCAUUGCCAGGCAUUUUGCGUCACGUCUCCGGCAGUGUGAAUUCUCUGCUGGAACACAUUGCCCCGGCCACCAUGAGCAGUGAGGGUGUCUUGAAUAUAGGAGAUGUUGCGGAUCUAUUACAUCCACAACAUGCCAUUAUAACAGGUGGUCGUUCCCAGGAGGGUUGUCCUCUUAUCAUAUUUCCCGAUAAUAAUAAUUUUAAUACUUUGGAGGAGGUUGAUUAUCAGAAGCUUAUUUUGUAUUUAACAUCAGUGCCAUCACUACAAGAUGCCGAUUUGGGCUUUCAUUUGAUUAUAGAUCGUCGAAAGGAUAAAUGGAAUUCGGUGAAAACAGUACUACAAAGAAUAUCAAUCUAUUUUCCCGGCAUUAUUCAUGUGGUCUAUGUUUUAAGGCCAUCUGGUCUCUUUCAAAAGGCCAUCUCAGAAGUUAGUACGAAAUUUUCCAAAGAUGAAUAUCGUUUUCGUUUAGUCAUAUGUUCGGCAUUAAGUGAUCUCCACGAGUACAUAGAACAGUCACAAUUGACGACAGACAUGGGUGGUAGCUUAAUAUACUCCCAUCAUGAAUGGAUACAACAAAGAAUAUCCCUGGAAAAGUUUUCUAGCCUAACCCAUCAAGUUUCUGCCGAAUUGGAUAUAUUUAUACAAGCCAUACAUGAUACAGAAUUUCCCAACUCAGUAGAGGCGACACAAAAGCUUUUGGACGAUCAAGGGGCGGAUUAUCAAAGAUUGAAGGAUGAAAUCUUGGCAGCAGCCAAACAUGGUGAAACUUUGCUCAAUAACAUUAAAUCGAAUGAGGAAAUCAAAGAGUUCUCUGAGCGCACUGGCAAUGUUAGCUCCAUCGAACGAUCCAGUGCAGGGCAGAUGGCAACAACACACCCCCCGCAACAACAACCACAACAACUAAUCAAACGUCAUCAAAUUAUUUAUCACCAACAAUACAAAUUGAAAAAACCUCAAUACUAUGAUGAUUGUCGGGAUUAUCGCAGACUGCUGGUACAGCUGGAGGAGACCGAAAGACGCUUCGAUGAGUUUUGGCGCACUCACAGCAAUCGUUUGCAGCAAUGUCUGGAGCUAAGGAAAUUCGAACAGAGUUUCAGAGAAUUGCAAAUUUGCUUUGACAGCCAUAUGAGUUCGGUCUCCGAGAUGACCGAAAUCGGUGAGAGUGUUGUGCGUGUCGAUGGCCUCAUUGCUGAAACCAAAGAAUUUCAAAGUCUCUGCGCCCUUGAUAUUGAUAAGGCAGCCGAGGUUAUUGCCGCUGGGCAACAGCUUAUAGGCUCACGUGGUGUUUAUCCCUGGGAAAUUGUUCAGCCCAAAUGUGAUGAAUUGCAGCGGGUGUGUGACAUUAUCACUGAGCGUCUGCAAAAACGUUUGGAGAUUUUAAAUAAGAAUCGUGAACUUAUGGAGAGAGUUGAAAAGGCUAACGAAUGGUGUGCAAAUGGCGUUGAACUACUCACCUCCCAGCGCAUUGAGAAAUGCUCAUCUUCUCACGAAUUGGCCGAACAGAGUCUCCAUGAAAUACAGGCUUUUAUAGCCUCAGCAUCGGAAUUUAAAUUGUCUAGUCCUAGUGAAUUCAAAAAGAUCUUUUUAGAAAGCACUACACCAGAAACCAAAGCUUUAGUAUCGCAGGUUCUGCAAAGAAUUGACGAUGUCUCAUUGAUGUGUGAUAAACGUAUUGCCAGUUUGAAGAAAUUGGCCCUAAAACCACCGCGCCCGGUACAGACGGUAACACCAGAACCAGCUGUGCCACUGCAACCUCCUGGCGGGGCUCCGCAUCUCUUAAGGCGUAAAAAUAAGACUGAUGUUAUCCAUGAACUACGACCCCGAUCUAUGGACUGUGCCGUGGAUUCGGGCGUUUCAUUGAACGGUGACAAUGGUUGUAGUUCCGAUGCUGGUGAAAGUCAGCAGGACAUGGAAGCCAGACGUUUGAAACGUGGCCAUGUACUCAGCGAACUCUUGGAAACGGAGCGUAUCUAUGUCAGUGAAAUGAGUUCAAUAUUAAAGGGUUAUUGUGAUCAAAUGCAUUCGGAAGAGAUGAUCCAUUUGGUACCGGCCAGUCUGCAGGGCAAAGAAGAUAUCCUUUUUGGCAAUCUUCAUGAGCUCUAUACAUUUCACAAUGAUGUUUUUCUCAAGGAUUUAGAGAAUUGUAUAUCCACCACGGAACUGGUGGCAUUAUGUUUUGUACAAAGGCGUGAUACUUUCUAUCGUUUAUACUCGUUUUACUGCCAAAAUAUACCGCGUUCCGAUCGUUUGCGUGAAACGCUCGUCGAUACCCAUCUCUUCCUGCAAGAAUGCCAAAAACGUUUGGGUCACAAAUUACCCCUCGCCGCGUAUCUCUUAAAGCCCGUUCAGCGUAUAACCAAAUACCAGCUGUUACUUAAGGAUUUGUUGCGUUUCAGCGACAAUGGCAGUUGUACCAAAGAAUUACAAAAGGCUUUGGACUGUAUGCUCAUUGUGCUGAAGUGUGUCAAUGAUUCAAUGCAUCAAGUAGCUAUAACGGGUUUUCCGACCGAUUUAUCUCAACAAGGCGAGUUAUUGUUGCAAGAUUCAUUUCAAGUUUGGUCUGAGUCGAAAAAGGACAUACGUCUGCGCAUAAAACCCCAACAAAGACAUAUAUUUUUAUAUCAAAAAUCUAUGCUAUUUUGUAAGCAAACUUCGAAACCGGGCCACAAUAAGAGCACCUAUCAGUUCAAGCAUUAUCUAAAGAUGUCUCAAAUCGGUCUAACCGAAUCCGUGCGCGGUGACACAAAACGUUUUGAAGUUUGGUUACAGGGUCGCCAGGAGGUACACACCCUGCAGGCGCCCACACUCGACAUCAAAAACAAAUGGGUGGCGGAAAUCAAAAAGGUACUACUCACCCAACUGGAGGAAUUGAAGGGGGAAAAAAUCAAACAAUAUGGUCUUAACCAUCGGGGUCUGCGACAAACCACCUCAUGGGAUACACCCAAUAUACUGUAUGGCCCCUCAGGGCGAACCAUAAGUUGUGAUGCCUCUUCGGAAUCGUCAAAUCGCAAUUCGAAUUGUAGUAGCAGUGAUGAUAACUGUACCACAAUUGGAGGUUUGCCUUUAAGUUCGAAUGGCUCCCUGAUAUCGGGCAUAACCAUUAACUCAACAGCAUCAACGACGGGGACAGAUAAGGAACACAAUGAGGCAUGUGGUUGGAGUUCGGAUUAUUCAAAUAGUGAGGAUGAAAUGUCAACGGCAGAUGAUAAUAGCAGUACACCGGGGAGCAAAUAUGUAGCCUUAGCCGAUUAUGUGGCCGUGGGUCAUUCCGAGGUAUCGAUGCGUGAAGGCGACACAGUUGAAUUGCUUAAGGUGGGCUGCGCCGGUUGGUGGUAUGUGCGAAUCUUAGAUACCAAUGCAGAAGGUUGGACCCCAGCCGCGUACCUGGAAUCGAUCAAUCGAAAAUCUUCUCGAUCAUCUAGUCGGAAUCAAGAACGCCUAAAUCUACAACAAAAAGUGAACGAAUAGGGAGAGACAACAAACUCCAAACCAGUUGAAAACGAGAAAGCAACCAAACAAACAACACCAAACCAAAAAAUCAAAACAACAAAAUAAAAUUUAAUAAUAAUUAUGUGGAUUGUGAGAAAGCAUAAUCGUAUAAAUUAUUAAACUAUUUAAAACUUAAAACUAUUAACUCUAUUGUCUAUACAAUAUAACCAUUAAACUAUCCACACAUACAUACAAACCUAUAAAAGUUCAAUUGCAAACAUGCCUCUAUACAUUUGCGAUAUGACUACUUGCACGCAUGCGCUUUAAAUGGGAUUUCAUUUUUGUUCAUUGGGAAACGAAACAAUGAUAUUGGGCACCAAAAUCUCUUAUUCUAUGAACUUCUAGGCCUUGUCUUAACUAAAUGUAUUUACCCUCUUUUGGAAAUCUCUUGGUGGUAAGAAACCCUUAUUUAAUAUGUCGAACAAAACAGCUAAAAUUCUUAAUAAGAAGUUUUUUUAAGUGAAGAACGGCCAAAAAAGAUGGAAUAUUAUGGAAUAAUAUGAAUAUUAAAAAGUUUGAAUCUCUCUAAACCCCAUAAAGAUUUCUCAA